Molecule: messenger RNA, 940 nt
Organism: Calypte anna (Anna's hummingbird)
Lineage: Eukaryota; Metazoa; Chordata; Aves; Apodiformes; Trochilidae
Product: ferritin heavy chain
Exons: 4
Coding region: 211-759 (182 amino acids)
Biological process (GO): intracellular iron ion homeostasis; iron ion transport
Cellular component (GO): cytoplasm
Molecular function (GO): ferric iron binding; ferrous iron binding
Source: RefSeq, a predicted model, not a curated record
CGCCGUGACGCCAUCGUCGCUAUAAAUGGCGCGGCUCGCAAGCGCCGCUCCUCACAGCGCGUCGGCGAGGCGAAGCGGAGCGGGUUCCUGCGUCAACAGUGCUUGGACGGAACCGGCGACGCUCGGGCCCGCCGCCCCCCACCAUCACCACCACCGCUACCACCUUCACCGUCGUUUACACCCACCGACUCGCCCUCUUCAGGCAUCGCCAUGGCAGCUCCCCCUUCACAGGUGCGCCAGAACUACCACCAGGACUGCGAGGCCGCCAUCAACCGGCAGAUCAACCUGGAGCUGUACGCUUCCUACGUGUACCUCAGCAUGUCCUACUAUUUUGACCGGGAUGAUGUGGCUCUGAAAAACUUUGCCAAGUACUUCAGGCAUCAGUCCCACGAGGAACGUGAGCAUGCUGAGAAACUGAUGAAGCUACAAAAUCAGAGGGGUGGACGCAUCUUCUUGCAGGACAUCAAGAAACCAGAUCGGGAUGACUGGGAGAAUGGUCUGACUGCAAUGGAGUGUGCCCUCCACCUGGAGAAGAACGUGAACCAGUCACUGUUGGAGCUGCACAAACUGGCAACUGAGAAGAACGACCCACAUUUGUGUGACUUCAUUGAGACUCACUACCUGGAUGAGCAGGUGAAGUCCAUCAAACAGCUGGGUGACCAUGUGACCAACCUGCGGAAGAUGGGGGCACCAAAAUAUGGCAUGGCAGAGUACCUCUUUGACAAGCACACCCUUGGGGACAGUGACAAUGACAGCUGAAGUCUUGCCCAGGGCCAUACUGUGGGGUUUCAGUGGGACUCCCAACUUUACUGUCCAGCCAUGCAUGCAUCUUCAGCUAUCUAGUUAAACAGUUCUUAUUCUCUGUACCAAAUACCACCCCUAUUUUCUCUUGUGUUUUGUGUAUUGCCCUCCAUCCAAUAAAGUGACUUGGUUCAAGUUG